Messenger RNA from Durusdinium trenchii, 1052 nucleotides. The record is from the annotation of a GenBank genome assembly. Lineage: Eukaryota; Dinophyceae; Suessiales; Symbiodiniaceae.
GCUCGAACAAGUGUGUUCUUUGAGUGUAGAACCCAGGGAUGGUACAAGCAUGUCAAGGUGUAGCAAGGCCUACUCGUAAGGGCCAAGCCCCAAGUAACUACCUGAAUGGUCCAGCCCAGCAGCUCAACUUCAGUUGCUUUUGGCAAAACUCAGUGCACUGUGCACUCUAUGUACAUCUGGAGGCGCUCUCUUCAAGGACCUCAGUCUCAUCUCGAGGAGCACCUGGCACCUCACCCCAGGUGCACCAUGCACGCUAUGUUACAACUGUGAUCUUCUGUGACAUUACAGCUUAUAUAUAUGAUUAUAUAUGCUUAAUAUUUAUAUAUAUAUACAUAUACUGAUUAUCGUUUGUGUCUAGUUUUCUACCAAGCAUUCGCUGCUUCUUUUUGAAUAUCCUAAGUGUUCUUGAGUUGAUGAGCCUGGCUCGAUCCGCGCUCAGCGUCCAAUGUCCGUCUCCGGCCUGGAUCACAAGAGCAUUGUUGCCAUGAGCCAGCUUUGCACUGAGGACUUGGACGCAAAGAUGAGAGAGAAGUCUGCCCUAUCCAAACAGCUGGCGGACCUAAAGCGAGCAAAAUUGCAGUAUGACACAAAGCUGCAAAAGAAGAAGAAAGAAGAUGAUAGCGUGAUUGUGCAGACCAUGGAUAUGGAGAAGAAGUUGCAGACGCUCAACAACAGCAAUCGGGUUGCAACCGCGGAGCUUUCAGGCUUGGGAGCUGAGAAUGAGCGCUUGCGUCAAGACAUCGAUGCGUUGAGGUCGCAUUUGCAAGAGGCCACAGUGGCCUAUGAGACGGAAUGCGAGGCUUUGGAGGGACUGAAGCAAGCUUUACAGGCUACGCGCAAGGAGCUCGCUGCUGAGACAAAGCAGCGGGACGUUGUCCAGCAGGAUCUCCGGGCCUCAAGAACGGCCCAAACCCUCAUGAUUAAUCGUCUUGAUGACAUUGAGAGAAGGAAUAAAGCGCUGAAGAAUUGUGUUGCCAGUGCAAUGAGUCGCUGAUUCGCCGGCUAGCCUGGAAUGCCUUCAUGUUAGCACUCGCUUUCAUGCUACGUGUGUA